UCUAGCUCUACUGCAAUCCAACCUACAAAACAACCUUCCAAGCUUCCCUUUGCCUCUCAUCGCUGCCCCCUUCGUUUUACCUAUCCAGAUUAUUGAAAGAGCGGAUCCCGAAUCCGAGUAUAUUCUGAAUAGCUGGCCACCAUGAGAUUCACAUUCAAGUUUACCCCCACCAACCUCAACCUUUUCUUCUCUACCGAUCCCCAGGACGCCGCUGGCUCUGUGCAUUUCAACGUUCUGCAAACUCCUCAACGCAUGGAGUUUCAGUUCAUGCACAACAGCAACGUCUCCUUCCCCUCCUCUACAGUCCCCAGCGCUGAAGUCGACUCGGACUACUACGACACCACCUACGCCGACUACGACUUUCCUACGUCAUCUUUCGAGGUACUUCCUGACAAUAGUAUAUCCGAGGAAACCUCCGGCCAGCCUGACGCGUCCGAGUCCACUAUCAGCAACGAAUACCGUGCUAGCUACGGCAGCACCCACGUCGGUCAUUCCGACAAUCUUGAGACGAUCGACUCUGCUCAGUCCAUUGAUCAAGCUGAAUCCGACCCCCAGAGCGCGACUGGCUCUGACGAUCUCAGCUCCCCGUCGGAGCAGUCUGCCAACGAGAACGACGACCCUGCAGAGCUUGAGCCCGCGACGCUCGCUACUGCCACGCCGCCCUCCGCUGAUUUUCCCGUCAGACAGCCGUCCCCUGAAACCAGCAGCCGUGCUCUUACUGCUCGCGAGAUCAUUCUGGCGAUGAUCGGCCACCAUUCCGUGACUCGCGACGCGUGUUUCGGAAGCGGCACGCAAGCUCUCAGUCCUGGGCAAGCGGCCGGUCGUCGUAUCCUGGAUCUGAUUCAGCCCCCCAGACUCACCCCAAGACAAGCAGCCGGUCGUCUCAUCCUCGCCCUGAUCAAGCCCAAGUCGAGCAUCGAUCAUGGAACUCUAGACGUCGUCAAGAAUCGUGUUAGCAGCGUAUCCUCGGAUCCAGCCAUCGUGUCUUUUGCUCGCGACACCAAAACAGAGUCUGAGCAGCCAGCGGGCAGCUCCUCUGCUUCCACGCAAGAAAACGAUUCAUCUUCUGAGAUACUCAUCCAGAAACAUAGAUCCUUUAGUGCUCCUAAUCGUCCGUCCGUUCCCAUUCGCCGCUUCUACCGCUUCUCGAGCUUUGCGGGCAACUGCACCGAGCCUCUCGACUACUUUGUGUGCAAGGCGCCGCACAGCGCUCAGACUCACCGCGCCGCCGCCGCAGAGUCGCAGCCGGCUGAGAUCAAAGUCCGUCACCAGCUCAAGUCUUCUGAGCGCAAGAAGAAGAGUUAUGGCGAGAUCAAGAGCAGCGUUGUCGCGACUACGACGAAGGAAGACUCUACAGCUCAGCCAGAGUUAGAUUUGCUCUCUCAACUCCCGAUCGAUUCCGUCCAGUUGCUCGUCGAGAAGUUCGAAGCACUGCAAGCUACGGUCCCCGAUCCUAAAUUUCUCCACUCCAAGUUCUACCGUUCUCGUGCCUCUAGCAGAUCGGUUUUGUCUGGGAUCCGGGAGAACGUGGCGGACGGCCCUUCUCAAAAGGCUAGCGAGCCUGUUGUGCCCGAGAAGGCCGAUGAGCCGGAACCAAUCGUCAAUGGACCAUCUGAAGCCAUCCAGGAGGAUCACCUUGCUGGCUCUGCAACGGUCUCGACCGGUAUGCAGCUGGUAUUGCGACAUGGAGCCUACCACUUGGACAACCCUGCGCCUGUAUGCCGUCGAAUGGUGCUUCCUGAUUGGGUCCUCCUUGGUCUCCAGUCUCCGUUCAGGCCGUCCAUCAGCCGCGAGCUUGCCCUAUCUGUUCGAGGUCCUCUAGAUCUGCUGGCGCCGCCAGAGUUGUCUGCCCUCGUGCUUUAUCGCUCUUCGUCCAGACAGGCUCCGCUCGCGCUUCCUCCGGCACCCGAACCGGUAUCUGACCGCCAGCUUGUGCUCUACAGACAGAGCACCUUCGAAGCCGUUCUCCUGUCUUCGCCAGAGCCGGUCCGAGACCGCGGUUUUGUGCUCUACCGAGCACUGACGGUGAAGCAAGGCUUGCUCUCCCUGCCCGCACCAGUUCAUCUCUCCUUGCGAUCCCCGUUCGCUAACAGAGCAUCCGCUCUUAUUAUGCACGCGCGAUAUGCGUGCUGCGAGAUCAUCGCUUUCGGAUUUGUUUACUCCGUUGCCGCCCUGGCUUUUUUAACGCACUUGGCGCCCACCGUUCUACGAUAUACGGGUCAGACGGUCUCAUUUGCUUGGGGGAUUAUUCUCGCUAUAUUCAUCUCAUUCCGAGGAGAGUUUCGCUAUCAACUUCAGUUGAGAAAGCAGAAAAAACAGGCUGCGCUUGACUGUAGAUCCCUUGUGAUCUACCGGCCUCCCCCCGCUUCCUUUUCCUCUAUCGUUAUCCCGUAUGUUACUGCGCUGGGCAGUCUUUGUGUACGUGGAGGAAGAGUUUCCAAAGCCGUCGCUAUUUCCAUGGUUUCCAGUCUUUCCGGUUUUGUGGAUCUCAGCUUCAAAGCUGUUCUUGUGGUGAUAAUUAUUCUGCUGGCAGGACUCGCCCGCGGUCUCCAGAGAUCCUUCCAGCUUGUCCGCGUUUCGACUACCGCGGUACGCACCUUCGUCACCACUAACGGGUCUUCUAUUUAUUCUCUUUGGCGGUUUAUUUGGUUGGUUUAUAAUUUGACUGUAAAGUACCGGUUCAACAUGGGAGAUAGGCAGCUCUCUGAACUUUUGGUGCUUUUGCAGGCUAAUUGGCGUGUGUUUGGGCAGUUUUUUGUUAUUAUGGUUUCUUUUUUCCUUUUUUCUUCUAUUCCCUAUUUUUAUGAUGAUUCUCAGCAGAGAGAGCAGAGUCUGCAGACCGUGCAGGGUAUUUUUUCAGACGAGACGUUUGAAACGCACGACAGAGAGCUAGAGCAAGAGAAGUCUAUCGCCGCGGCCGCACCCACGACCGGUGGUGCGAGCCAUAUCGAUGCGCGACCUUCACUUACGCUGACUACAGAGCUUGCUAUCGUGAGAAUAAACCCCUGCUGCUGUUUUCCGUUGAAUGAUACUGAUAUCUGUGAUAGUCGAGUAUGAAGGACAGUAGCCCGGCUACUGAGUUUUCUUCUUUGGAGCUAUCGCCCUUCUCUAGCCCGUCUCUCCCAGCCUCAUCGCCAGCCUCUUCGGUGCCUUCGCCUGACACAGUCCUGGAGAAGCCCGAGCCCUUCUCUCAAUACGGCACGGAGGAGGUUGUGUCCCACGACGAUGAAGUGGAUUAUGAGAUGGACUACUCCCCUGCGA
This is a messenger RNA of Myxozyma melibiosi, 3261 nucleotides long. RefSeq lists its product as uncharacterized. The transcript has 3 exons. The coding region runs from base 142 to 3057 and encodes 971 amino acids. The record is from RefSeq and is a predicted model, not a curated record. Lineage: Eukaryota; Fungi; Ascomycota; Lipomycetes; Lipomycetales; Lipomycetaceae.